AUUUUUGUUCGAUGACAAGUAUGAAGAUCUUGAAUACAUGCAAGACUUAAUAUAUUAAUGUAAUUAUCUUUUUACAUAGCUGUUAAUCUUUUAUUUAUCUUGCCAGUAACGCGUUUAAAAGAGAGAAACGAUGUUGUGCAGUAUAAGAAAUUGCAUGCUGUCUGUGGUGAGACGUAUCUCAUUAUCUCACCCUAAUAAUAAGCGUUACGAGAUAAACAAUAACAACGAGUUUGUGAAUAAGGUGAUGAACGGCACGGUGCCAGUUAUAGUCAAUUUUCACGCAGAUUGGUGUGAUCCAUGUAAGAUAUUGACACCCAAAUUAAUAGAACUUAUAGAACCUAUGGACAAGUUAGAUCUGGCUAUAAUCGACGUGGAAGAAAAUCCUGAAUUGGUGCAUGUCUUCGAAGUGAAAGCUGUACCCGCAGUAAUAGCCAUCUCGAAUGGCUUAGUCGUGGAUAAAUUUAUCGGUUUAGUCAAUAAUGAAAUGAUAGAAAAUUUAAUACAAAAGCUAACGAAGGACCAAUGAAUAUGGAAAACAAUAUAAAGUCCUAAUCAUGUAAUUACAUACACUGUAAAUUAUGUAAUACGCACUUUAUGCUUCCAAUUUCUCUAUCACUUAUGAAUGUAUUUUCAUAGAGAAAAUAUGUAAUAUUUCACGAGCUACUUCGUCCGAGACUUACGGCCUUUUUUAAUCUAAUCGUUCUCAGAUAAGCGUGCAUUAUAUAACUUAAAGAUUUUAGAUAUAUAUAUUUAUGUUGUAAAAUGGCAUAUCUCUAAUAUAUAUAUAGUAUAAUUCUCAAUAUGAAACUAAUACUUGUAUACUAAAUCUGAUGUCCAGGUUGUACUAAAAUAUUUCUUUUAUAUAGAUUAUUCUAUAUAGAAAUACGUACUCUAACACAGAGCUUGUUCUCAGCAGCCUAUAUUCUCGAAUUGACCAAAAGGAUAUUAGAAAAUAGCGAUUUUUCCUUGAGAUAUUGAGAAAAGAGUGCAACAGAAUUCUAUAUUAUACAAAUCAUAUAUAUAUAUAUUAUAGAAAGCGUAUAUUAGAAGCUAUUGUAGAACUUGUCCAAGCACUUGUGAUAUACAUCUUUUUAGACAAGACUUUUGCCAACACAAUUCUUGAAAUAGCUAUUCAUGUCAUCAUUUAAUAUUUAUUUAUAUAUAUAUAUAUAUAUAUGAUAUAUAAUAAAAAAAGCAUCUUACGAGUCAAUUCAAUAACGAAUUACGUGCGAUGAUAAUAAAGUAAUGUGAUUUGAA
This is a messenger RNA of Nylanderia fulva, 1257 nucleotides long. Its product is annotated as thioredoxin, mitochondrial. Lineage: Eukaryota; Metazoa; Arthropoda; Insecta; Hymenoptera; Formicidae. The record is from RefSeq and is a predicted model, not a curated record. Gene Ontology annotation, cellular component: mitochondrion. Gene Ontology annotation, biological process: cell redox homeostasis.